AGAUCGAGACAUCAUCGAGAUUCCGAAACAACUCUCUUACCGGAAACUACACAUAUCAUUUUAUUGGAAACAAAUCCCUGCUUGGUUCAUUACUGUCGGAAAGGUAGAGAAUGUGUAGUCAAAGAUGGAGAACCGACCUGCGUUUGUCAAACGAGCUGCCCACCACACGAGCGACAAGUAUGCGCUACCGAUGGAAGGAUAUACUCGAACCACUGCGAAAUUCACAGAGCGGCUUGUCUCUUCAAUACUGUCAUCACUUCUACUCGAUGGUCGUUUUGCGAAAAGAACGAAGAGCGAUCUCUGGUCACAGAAUCUCAGAUAUAUUUUGAAGAAGUCACAACAACAACAACAUCAACUACAAGUACUACUUCGACAAGUUUAAAUGAAAAUACUCAAGAUUUAAAUGCGCAACAUCCAGAUUCGAAUGAUUUGCCUGAAAUGUUCAAAAAUGAUAAUGAGACGGUGGAUUCCAAUGUGCCAUCAGCAGCACAUACUGACAAUUACCUUCCCGAGAACUCAACCGAAGAUUCGGACUACCUGGACAAUGAUAUCAAUGAAGAUUAUGACAAGAAUGAUCUGUACUCCGACAAAAAAGACUGUACUAUGCAGGAAUAUGAAGUACUUAAGGACAAUUUGUUACUCUACAAUCACGCUAGGUUGAUGUCCCAGAACAAUCAUAGCAAGGACUACUUGGUCUCCAUUAUGUUUUCUCAUUACGACAGAAACAACAAUGGCAACUUGGAAGCCACCGAGCUGAAUGAGAUGUACAUUCAAGAACGACUAGAGACUCUUAGUAGAGGUUGCUCUUUGUCUGAUAUGAUUCUGUACGAUGACACAGACCACGACGGAAAACUAAGUAUUAACGAAUUUUAUGUGGCGUUUAGCAAACUAUAUAGCGUCUACGUCGUUUCUUUAGACAAGGCUUUGGAAACCAACCAUCUAUCGGCACGUGUGGGGGAUAACGUCGAAAUCAAAUGCGACGUUACUGGAUCGCCCGUACCUCCCAUCAUUUGGAGAAGAAACUCCGUCGAUCUGGCCACCCUUAAUAAUGAAGACGUGAGAGUUUUUGGUGACGGCAGCUUAUACUUAACCAGGAUUCAGCUGCAGCAUGCCGGCAAUUACACUUGCCACGCUCAGAGGAACAAGGACAUCGUUCAAACACAUAUACUGACAGUGCACACCGUACCCGAAGUACAUGUGACACCCAGAUUGCAGUCCAAAAGACCGUGCGAAGACGCUUACAUGUUGUGCCACGUAGCAGGUGAACCAUUUCCCAAAGUGGAGUGGCUUAAAAAUAACGAGCCUUUGAAGAUGGAUCGCUCCCGUAAGUAUCAAAUCAUCGGCAAUGGAACGUCACUUCGGAUAAGGAACAUCGAAUUUGCAGAUACUGGGGCGUACAUGUGCCAGGCUACUAGCAUCGGUGGAUUGACUCGCGAUAUCAGUUCAUUGGUUAUACAAGAACAACCAACUACAAGCUCCCCUAACGAAGAGCGUCGAUUUUUUGCCUUCCACGAUUGGGGAAUAUCCGUGUACGAGCCGUCCACUUGUCGUCUCUAUCACAGGAUACAAUCUACCGACAUUAUACCAGGAACACAAGAAUACGUUUGUGGCGAUAAGGGUGUCAAAUGCGAAUGGGGAAGAGCCAUCAACAUAGCCAACCGUUAUGUGUACGCCAGUCAACCUACAAGAGACAGAGUCAUCAUCAUAUCGAAAGUCCAAAUGGUAGUCGUAGACGUCGUCAGCACGGACAAAUAUCCGGUGGAACUGCACCACAUACCACACCUGGACCAAGUCUGGGUACUAAACUGGAGGUCGGCGAAUAACACGGGAAUUAAAACAAUUCAGGUCAUUCGAGACGCUGGUCAAAAAAGAAAACAUCACACCGUCCAUCCUGAACCAAUCGACGGACAAUUUGAUUUAGUCGCUGGAUUAUUCAUCCCUUCGUGUAGACAGGAACUGGCUCACUACAGCUUUAAAUACGGAUACGUGACUCAUACUAAUCAGAGAGGAUUGUACAAAUUGGAUCUGGUAAAUCUGCGAUACACCAGUUCGGUGGAUCUUACGCCUUACAACUGCGUACCGACCCAAGUCAGAUUUUCAUCAUUAUAUGGUAUGGUAAUAAUGCAGUGCAUAGAACCAAUAACUAAUAGACCAACAGGACAACUCAUCUUAGACUAUUUAACUGACAGUGUUAUUUCACUCAAACCGAACCUGCCAGGAGAGCCUUAUAUUUCGCCAGAUUCUAGACGAUUAGUGACUCUGGACACGACUAGCAGUGGGUCUACAUUAAUAGUCCAGGAAAUUACACCAAACGGACUUAUGUUCAGUUUUGACGUCAAAACCACUUUGAAUAUUUCCGAUAUAACCUUCUAUCCAAGUCAGACUACACAUAGCUAUGACAUUUACGCAUCAGCUCAAGAUAAAGAAGGAAUCUUAUUCUUAAAUCUUCUAACAGGUAAAGUCGAAAUGAUCACAGGAGUGGGAAGAGCAAUGCCUAUGCAUCUUACGAAGUGGAAUAACCCAAGUAGACCAAUAAGAGCAGCUAGUGGAUUCUGUCAGUACAUGGUAACACCGGCCAACGAAGCUCUUUUCGUAAUCAACGGCAGAUCCAGAACUGUCAAUUGCGAAAUCGGCGGCGUAGAACAUCCUAGUCAGAUUGUGUGGACUUCGCUUAAGUAUCAUUAG
Diabrotica balteata is the source of this 2685-nucleotide messenger RNA. The record is from the annotation of a GenBank genome assembly. Lineage: Eukaryota; Metazoa; Arthropoda; Insecta; Coleoptera; Chrysomelidae.